Messenger RNA from Trifolium pratense (red clover), 1888 nucleotides. Its product is annotated as calumenin-B. NCBI's taxonomy places the organism in Eukaryota, Viridiplantae, Streptophyta, Magnoliopsida, Fabales, Fabaceae. The transcript is spliced from 7 exons. Gene Ontology annotation, molecular function: calcium ion binding. The record is from RefSeq and is a predicted model, not a curated record. The coding region runs from base 134 to 1288 and encodes 384 amino acids. Gene Ontology annotation, cellular component: endoplasmic reticulum.
AGUAUCUGGUAGGCUAAGAUGGAAGGUGGGUUGAAUCGUAAGGAAAUAAUUACACGCAACAAAAUCAGAGAGAGAGAGAGAGAGAGAGAUCCUAUUCGUAUUCUUUGUUCUUGUUUGUUUCAAAUCUGGAAAUAUGGGUUUAGCUUCGGUAUUAGUUUACACAAUCUUAGCACUUCUUGUUCUCUUUUUCCUCUCUUCACACUCUCCCUUCAACAACACAACCACCAACAACCACUCUUCUAACCGUCACCGCCGUCUCAAACUCCGUUCCAACUUCACCACUCUCUCUUCUCCCCAUCCCUAUUCUAACCACCAACCCGUCCCUUUCGACCCUCUCGUCGCCCAACUCGAACGUCACCGUGAAGAUAAACAAUGGGAACAACAACACAUUCAAAAUUCACAUCCCGAACUUCACCAUCAUCACUCCGCUCCUGCUCAUGAAUCUCAACCUGAGUGGGAAGACUUCAUGAACGCUGAAGACUUCAUCAAUGAUGAAGAUAAGUUCAAUGUUACUUCGAGACUUCUUCUUCUUUUCCCUAAAAUUGAUGUUGACCCUAUCGAUUUGUUCAUCGAUCUUCAUGAGUUGACUCUUUGGAAUCUUCAACAGGCUCAUAGAGAGGUUUUACAUCGUUCACAGAGAGAAAUGGAACUUCAUGAUAAGAAUCGUGAUGGUUUUGUUUCUUUUUCUGAGUAUGACCCUCCUAGUUGGGUUAAAUCUGCAACUAAUGAAUCUUUUGGGUAUGAUAUGGGUUGGUGGAAAGAAGAACACUUUAAUGCAUCUGAUGCUGAUGGAGAUGGUGUUCUUAACUUAACUGAGUUCAAUGACUUUCUGCAUCCGGCUGAUAGUAACAAUACAAAGCUUCAACAAUGGUUGUGCAAGGAGGAAAUUAGAGAAAGAGACUCAGACAGAGAUGGGAAGGUCAACUUCAAAGAAUUUUUUCACGGGCUCUUUGAUUUGGUACGUAACUAUGAAGAAGAAAGUCACAAUGAUUCCCAUCAUUCUGAUAAUUCAUUGGAUGCUCCAGCUAAAAAAUUGUUUGCUCAGCUUGACCAAGAUGGUGACGGAUAUUUGUCAGAUUUUGAACUACUGCCUAUAAUAGGGAAACUCCAUCCAUCAGAGCAUUAUUAUGCAAAGCAACAAGCAGAAUAUAUCAUUUCACAGGCAGAUGUUGACAAAGAUGGGCGCCUCACUUUGCCUGAGAUGAUUGAGAAUCCAUAUGUAUUUUAUAGUGCUAUUUUCAACGAUGAGGAAGAUGAAUAUGAUGAUUACCACGAUGAGUUCCGAUAAAUUCACGUUAGGAUAUACACAAAGGCUUGAAGCAAUUUCAGUGACGAGGAAUCUGUAUUUGAAGGUUAUGAGAUGACAGAAUUUUGACAAUUUGGCCCUUAUUAGGUUGCUAGUCUCAGUCCUGUUGGGGUUUUGUGGCAUGGCAACAUUUAUUGCUUCUUUCCAUUCAUAUCAUCUGCGAGUUCUUAUGUGCUGAUAGGAUCCACCGUGGCUUGUCAUGGAGUCACACCUGGAUCAUCUGGAGGAUAAUAGGAUCUAAACUUCAUUGUAAAAUUAGAAUGAUAUAUACAUAUUUUCAAAUCACUUGUUGUUGAGCCAUCAUUAAUUAAGUGUUAGACGUCAAUUCUCAAUGGAUGAUACAUGUACCAUAUAACAUAUUGAUCAUCAUGAUCCUAGUUAGACUAUCAGAUUUAUUUUUGGACCCAACUCACUCAUUUUGUUUACUAAGCGAAGCGUUUAUAAGAAGGAUGUACCCCCAAACAAGGUUAUAAGAUGGCUAUCAGUUCUGUAUUAUUCCAAAAGUUUGAGUAAAACUCCUCUCAAGUACUACUAUAUUUAUGAUCAUUUAGUCUUUUACAAAUUGAUUUUGUUUAUUUGAUA